GUGCCCAAACUUAAUAUUGAUCCCGAAAUCCCUGAAAGUGAUUAUAUGGAAAUUGACCGGGAAACUACUCAGUAUAUUGAAAAUAUGACUGACGCUGAAAUAACUGAAGCUAGAGAAAUGUUAUUAAAAUCUCUGAAACCAGGGUUCACUGAAAAGUUAAUGAAAGGGAAAACUUUAGCUCAAAGGUUAAAUGAGACAUCAAGUUAUCAACCUUUAAAUCGUCAAGAUCAAAGUCCUAAAACAUUAGAAAAUGAUGAAUCAAUGUUACUUGAAAUGAAGGAAAAAUUCUAUUCUGAUACUCCCAUCGAAUAUGAAAAAUUAGAAUGGAUGGGCGUUAACUUCAAAAAUGAUAAAACACUGUCUUCUUAUAAACCUCAAAAUGAAAAGUAUGAUGAUCCUUGCGUUACAACUCCGUUAGAUCCUCCUGAAGCAUCGUAUAGAUUCGAUUUCAAUGGAAAGAUAAUAGAUAAGGACUCUGAUGUUCCCUCGCAUAUAGGCCUUCAUCAUCACGGUGCCGAGCCUGAUCAAGCUGGUUACACGAUGGGUGAAUUGCUUUAUCUAACGAGAAGUAUGGUUCCAAGUCAAAGAACUAUUCCUUUAAAUAUCAUUGGAAGAAUAAUAAGGAAAGUCAGAGUAGGUUAUUAUGGUAUUGAAACUGGAAGAAAAAUUAUAGAUUGGGCAAUUAAAUUAAAGCUUCCAACUUAUCUACGAAUGGCAUUAGAUGAUAAAUUUGAGACUGUAAUUAUAGCUGCUGUCGAUGUUAUAUCUGCUUGGAUUAUUGGCGGAUCGAAUGAAUUUUAUCAAGAAGAGAAACUCUGGGAGAAAGCUAAUAGAUUAUAUCGUGGAUACGAAUUUCCUUCUCUUAGAGGAAAAGAUGAUGCACAAACAAAAAAUUAUUUUGGAAUUGGGAUCAAUGCGUAUGAAAUUGGUGAGGGUGAAUAUGAUACAACGGAAAAUCAUAUUAAACUUGCGUCAAAAGAUUUAAUUGCGGGGCUUAUUUCGAUGGAUAUCACUCACAGACUACUAUAUCUUUUGGAAACUGUAAGACUUCCUUACGUCACAAGUGAACAAAUUUUGCUUAUGCUUGUUCGCUUUGCACGUCAUUCACGAAAAACUGCCAAAAUUAUAUUUGAAUGUCAUAGGUUGUUAGAUGUCGUUCAUGAAAAGUUUUUAUGUUUGGCUUGGCCACCUGUGGAUAACAAUGAUAGUUCUUCAAAUGAUUCAAAAUAUCCGAACUUGACUGCUGCUAAACUCAUUCAUAUAUUGUGUCAAUCCUCAAAAAAAAUCAGUAAAGAAAUUAUAAACAAAUAUAUGAAUACAUUUUUGAGAUAUAUUACAAUCAAUCCUGCAUCAUUUUCUAAUGAACUUGAAGUGAAUGUUGGAUAUAACUUUUUUCUUGAAACACUGCGCAUUUACCAAACUCUCGCUGCAUAUGGACUUUAUCAUGAAAUAUUUUCACAAACAUACUGUAUUGUAAAUUGGUAUUUAGUUAGAGAAAUAUUAUAUUCUCUCACUCCUCCAUGGGAAUGGAAAAAUGUUGAUAAUUAUCAAAUGAGACAAAAGCUGGGAAUAGCAACAUCUUUCUUCAGACUUUUGGAAAUUUGGAUUCGUGUCCAAAACUCUGAAUCAGGUAAUAUUAAAGAAUAUGGUGCACAGCCGAGCGAGAUUAUAAGAGAUUCUGUUGAUUUCUUAGCAAACUGGAUGAUUACGUUUUCAUCCUCUCUUUUAUCGCAAAAUAUGGACAUUCGGGAAGAUUAUGAAAAGGCCUUAAAUUUAAUGUCGAGUAUUACAAGAUAUAUUUCCGCGUGGUGUAAAUAUUUAGGCGAGCAUCAAUUAAAAGAUACUAGUGAAAUAUUGAGAACUUGGGAAAAAUUGAACCUUGCAUAUUGGCCUUCGUCUAAUCUUUGCAAUUAUUUACGAGAUCAAUUAACUAAUCAGAUACAAAAAAUGGAAAAGAUAUCAAGAGAUGAUAUUUGGCAGAUAUCAAAUUUAUCGG
This is a messenger RNA of Racocetra fulgida, 1996 nucleotides long. Lineage: Eukaryota; Fungi; Glomeromycota; Glomeromycetes; Diversisporales; Gigasporaceae. The record is from the annotation of a GenBank genome assembly.